Messenger RNA from Setaria italica (foxtail millet), 330 nucleotides. RefSeq lists its product as uncharacterized. The transcript has a single exon. Lineage: Eukaryota; Viridiplantae; Streptophyta; Magnoliopsida; Poales; Poaceae. Bases 1 to 330 code for a protein of 109 amino acids. The record is from RefSeq and is a predicted model, not a curated record.
AUGGCUAAGUGUCACUCUACGGCGAGUCCUGUUGACACUCAUGCCAAGCUCUCGGCGACCGACAGCAACAAGCUCAAGGAUGGCUCUGAGUACAGGAGUCUUGCAGGGGCUCUCCAGUACCUCACCUUGACUCGACUUGACCUGGUAUAUGUAGUUCAGCAGGUGUGCCUCUUCAUGCACGAUCCCUGCGAGCCUCAUCUCACACUGAUCAAGCACAUCCUGCGCUAUGUGAAGGGCACCCUGUCCUCCGAGCUUCACAUCGGCACCGGCCAUGUCCAGUCCCUGACAGCCUACUCCGAUGCGGAUUGGGCUGGCUGCCCGGACUCUUGA